Messenger RNA from Phanerochaete carnosa HHB-10118-sp, 901 nucleotides. RefSeq lists its product as uncharacterized. The transcript has a single exon. The coding region runs from base 77 to 889 and encodes 270 amino acids. The record is from RefSeq and is a predicted model, not a curated record. NCBI's taxonomy places the organism in Eukaryota, Fungi, Basidiomycota, Agaricomycetes, Polyporales, Phanerochaetaceae.
GAUUAGCAUUGCCUGCAUCUCACUCCUGAACUCGCUUGCCAUGGUCAAUCGCACUUGGCAGAGCAUCUGCCGUCCCAUGAUGUUCAGCGAGCUCCACAUUGGAACUCUGGCUCAAUUGCGCCGCUUGUGCGUCAUCCUCAAGACCGCAAAGAUCUCAAAUCCUCCACACAAGGUGCACAUAAAUCCCGACAGAUAUUCGCAACCUGAAGACCACAAACUCCCCAUUCCGAGUCUGGCAUUGGCUCUUUCAUCUUUGGGUCUCCAUCUUCGACAGACUAGCAAUAUUCUGUGCAAUUACUGUGACUCCUACCUGCCCGACAUAUUUGCGAUACGAGAGGCUCCACCCCGAAUUGAGGCCGCGGUCUCUGCCCUUCUUCGUCCAUUACAACACCUCACCCACCUACACUUGGGUGAUAUGAAGUUCAGAUCUGUAACUCAGCUCCUCGGUAUCAUCCGCGCCCAACCCCACAUCCAACACAUUUACCUCGAGUGGAUAGAGGUCUUGCAGGCCACCGAACGGUUCUACUGGCCACCGAAUCUUGCUCUGACAAGCCUGCAACAUUUCAAAUUGGAUCAUUGCACCGUACCCGCGAAUACAAUUCCGAUAUUCGUCUCACUUAUGCUCGGAGGCAAACCAAAUUUUACCCCUUCGCCACCUGGCGUUCCCCAACACUACUCACAACAGCCUGGCCACUCUCAUAGUUCACGGCGGAUCCACCAUGACGACCAGAAUGUCCUGGUAGAGAUUGCUCAAGUUCUAGGGCAGCAUUUAUGUAGUCGGCACAAUCACUCUGAUGGUGCAGCAGUAUGCAAGUUCGAAAUCUCUGCAGCUACUGAUCUAUUCAAAUCGGGAAAAUGGUUCCUAAUGCUUGGUGGUGAGGUUUAUUGAAUACCUGCUCAA